Molecule: messenger RNA, 1716 nt
Organism: Aspergillus affinis
Lineage: Eukaryota; Fungi; Ascomycota; Eurotiomycetes; Eurotiales; Aspergillaceae
Product: putative MFS transporter
Exons: 7
Coding region: 1-1716 (571 amino acids)
Biological process (GO): transmembrane transport
Cellular component (GO): membrane
Molecular function (GO): transmembrane transporter activity
Source: RefSeq, a predicted model, not a curated record
AUGGGGGACGUUCACAAGACCAAGCGGAUGGUCUCCGUCAUUGCGGGCACGUUAGUAGCUCUAGCUUGUGGUACCAACUAUGCCUAUUCAGCAUGGGCACCUCAAUUCAGCACCCGCAUGAAGACCACAUCCACCGAAACCAACUUCAUCGGCGCAGCUGGAAACCUGGGCAUGUAUGCGUCGGGAAUUCCUCUAGGAUUGUUGACGGAUGCGAAGGGUCCUCGAUUGACGACGUUCAUCGGCGCGAUAACCCUUGGCAUAGGGUAUUACCCCAUAUACUCAGGUUCGUCUGGUCUUCUGAAGACGGAGGUGAUCGAUCGCAGUGCGCUGACAAGCGUCAACAAUAUAGCAUAUGAGCAUGGACCAGGCUCUUUGGGUGUCGGCCUGUUGUCAUUCUUCGCAUUUCUCACCGGUUUCGGAAGUUCCUCAGCCUUUUCAGCUUCCAUCAAGACAGCGGCGUCAAACUUUCCUACACAUCGAGGAACGGCCACGGCGUUCCCCUUGGCCGCCUUCGGUCUCAGCGCCUUUUUUUGGUCGACCAUAUCUGCGGUCAUCUUCAAGGAUGACACCGGGCGGUUCCUCCUCUUACUGGCAAUCGGAACCUGCAUUUUGAACCUCAUCUCCAUUCCUAUGAUCCAGAUCGUGCCGCCGUACGAGCCUUAUAGUUCCGUGUCGCGAGGCCGAUCACCCGGGGUGGAGUCUAGGCGGUUGCUCAAAACCAAGUCCUCCGACCUGCGAUCCAACCAUGAUGACUCCGAUCUAGCAGGUACGCAGAGCUCUGAUGCCUUUGAUGCCCCACCAUCCUCGCAGCAUGAAAGAUCACCAUCCGCCGCGUCGAACAACCAUGCUGCUUCUGGCCACAAAUCCGACCUUGAUGAGACGUCAUCAUUGGUGUCGAAAGCCAACUCGAGAACUUCUCGGGAUUCCCAUCAUGACCACGACGCGGACGAUGACGAUGAUGCUCUCUCUGACGUUGUCCCUGACUCACCUCACCCAGACAUUAGAGGAUUGGCGAUGCUGCCUAGGAUUGAAUUUUGGCAGUUGUUCUUGACAAUGGCGCUUUUGUCUGGUAUCGGAUUGAUGACUAUCAAUAACAUCGGCAACAGCACCAAGGCACUCUGGACGUACUACGACGAUAGUGCCAGCUCCAAGUUUAUUCAGCAGCGGCAGGUAAUGCACGUGUCCGUGCUCUCUUUUGGCAACUUCAUUGGUCGCCUCUCAAGUGGAAUUGGAUCCGACGUGCUAGUUAAAAAACUAGACAUGUCUCGAUUCUGGUGUCUGUUCAUCUCGGCCGUCGUUUUCACUCUGACACAACUUGCCGGGUCGACGAUAUCUAAUCCUCAUCAACUUGUGGUGGUCUCCGGCUUUACCGGUGUUGCCUACGGCUUUUUGUUCGGCGUCUUCCCGUCUCUCGUUGCGCACACAUUCGGAAUUGGCGGACUCUCCCAAAAUUGGGGCGUUAUGACCCUCGCCCCGGUCUUCAGCGGAAACAUCUUCAACCUGCUCUACGGCAGCAUCUUUGACCGACACUCCGUGGUGGGCGACGACGGCGACCGCGAUUGUCCCGACGGUCUUGGUUGCUACCAAGCCGCCUACUACACGACCUUCUUCUCGGGUCUUGCGGGAGUCAUCGUCUGUCUAUGGAGCAUCAUGCGGGAGAAGCGUAUCCAUAGCGCGGAACUUCGCAAAAAAGUCGAGCACGAUCGCCUAGCUUGA